UUAUUCUUCAGAGUUCCUUCCAAGGAUGACUUUUACUGAUGAAGACAUUGCAAUCUUGAAGUCAUCCUUGGCUGCACAUGGCCAGGAACAUCUUUUAGCUCACUGGGAAGACCUAUCAUCAGAUCAAAAAGAUGAUCUUUAUCGAGAUAUACAGUCGAUCGAUUUUACCGAUCAUCUGAAGAGCUUUAAAAGAUGUAUGCAAAAGGAACUCUCUGCACCUGGAAAAGAGGAUUAUCUCAAGCCACUACCCCCUGAUGCAUGUGAAAGUGUAUUCAUUUCAAAUAAGAUCAAUGAAAAGUGGACUAACCGAGGGCUGAAAGAGAUAAGUGAAGGGAAAGUUGCUCUGCUUCUAAUGGCUGGUGGUCAGGGUACACGUCUCGGUGUCCCUUAUCCUAAGGGAAUGUACAAUGUUGGAUUGCAAAGUAGCAAGUGUUUAUAUCAAUUACAGGCUGAGCGUGUACGUAAGCAAGAACAAUUGGCAGCUGAAAUGUACGGAUCCUCCAAAGCUAUUAGAUGGUACAUAAUGACCAGUGAACAUACAAAGAAAGCCACUGUUGACUACUUCAAAUCUAAUGGAUGGUUUGGUUUGUCUGAAGAAAAUAUCAUCUUCUUUGAACAAGAAAUGAUACCUUGUUUAUCUCUUGAUGGAAAAGUGAUAAUGGACAGCAAAUUUUCAAUCGCUAGAGCACCAGGUGGUAAUGGUGAUCUGUAUAGGUCCAUGGGAAAUGAAGGAGUGCUGCAGGACAUGCUCAAAAAGGGUGUCAGGAGCGUACAUUGUUAUUGUGUUGAUAACAUUUUAAACAAAGUCCCUGAUCCACUUUUCAUUGGAUGCUGCCUUGAUCGACAAUCGGAUUGUGGUGCAAAAGUAGUGAGCAAAGCAUACCCCACUGAAGCUGUUGGUGUUAUUUGUGAAUGUAAUGGGACCUGGAAAGUUGUAGAAUAUAGCGAAAUUUCAAAGGAGACCGCUAAUAUGGUUGACAGUGAAGGAAAAUUAUUAUUCUCUCAAGGAAACAUAUGCAAUCAUUAUUUCACAACUAGUUUUCUAACAAAAGUGAUUGAGGGAAAAGAAUCCCAACUCAUUCAUCAUGUUGCUAGAAAGAAAAUUCCAACUAUCAACAGUUCAGGAGAAAGAGUUCUGCCAACCGAGAUCAAUGGUAUCAAGAUGGAGAAGUUUGUGUUUGAUGUAUUCCAGUUCUCAGAGAAGUUCACCGUUCUCGAGGUAGCCAGAAACGAAGAAUUUUCUCCUCUCAAGAAUCCUCCUGGAGCCCCAAAAUGCUCACCUCAGACAUGCUUGGAGGACCUUUCCAAUCAACACAAGAGAUGGAUCAUCAGAGCUGGGGGAACUUUCAAAAAUGAAGGACUAUGUGAGAUCUCACCCUUGGUGAGCUGUACUGGUGAAAACCUUGAAGAUUUAGUCAAGGACAAAUUUUUCAGUUUGCCUUUACAUCUUGAAGUGACACACAAAAAUGGUUACCACAACGGACACACCGGUACAAAUGGGUUACACAGCAAGCUUUGAGAAGGAGCUCACUUGAAUUGUAGUGUUAUAUAAUAGUCGUUUUACCGAUGAUUGAUUUUUUCGGAACAAGCCUUAGGGUUAAUAUAAGUCUUUGCAAUGAUUUUGUGUGGCAGCGAUGAAACUGAUGAACAUUUUACUUAAACGAUAACUCAUUUUCCCAGAUCAGUAUGUUGCAACUAGUUAGAAUGCGUAAUUCGUGUAGAAUAUCAAGGUAGCUAGAUGAUUUAAUGGCUGAGAAUCAUCACAAUAUGCUGUAGUGUUAUGUUACAUGUUUAACUUAAGGAGCUGACGAACCUAUAAUCAAUAAUAUUUGUAAUUUAAUGUUUAAAUCUCCGAUUGAAUAAAUAUCAGAUUCUUAGAACCUGUUGUAAUAGUAUGUAUGAUAUAAAUUUGAAACAAAAGUUCAUUUUGUUAAUUAAUAAACUUCACAAGCAGUCUUCACACCUUACACUUGCACUUAACAAAUAUCAUUUGUCAUGCAUGGUUUAUCUACUCGGAUUGAUUAGAUUGGCCGGUAUUCUACCCUCCCAAAGAUUAUUUAUAUCUAAAUGAGAAAACAAAUUUGCGUGAAACUAUAUUUGUUCAUUACUGUCGUGAAAGUUUGGCCUCACUUUUUUCUCUCUUCGUGCUCGGAAAUUUCAGUUGAGUAGUGCAUGAUUACUCAGAAAAUGGUUUCUUUUAUGGGCAUAUAAAUAUGAUCGUUUGUUGAUUUUUUGCCAUUGUUUAAGUAAAUUCAAGAAAUAAUUGAUUUUCAAAAUAUAUAAUUUUCAUCUGGAGAUUUUAAGACCAUGGUCACCAAUAAUUAUUAAAGCUGCAUUCAAUUCGUUGUUAAUUUAAUCAAACAAGUAACUUUGCUAUUGAAUUGAGAAUAUGAAAAAUCGUUAUAUUAAGUUACAGCGAGGUCAUCGUUACAAUUUGAUUGAUAAUUAGACUGAAAAAAUAUAAAUUAUAAUGGCUGCAAUAAUUGAAAUCAUAAAAUAGAAUCAUGAUUGGUUUACAAACUCUAUAAUAAUAAGUCUUAAUACAGUAUGUUAAAAGUUUCGUUAAUAGUUCAAGAUAUUUCAAAUUAAUUUCGGCCAGUUUAUUAGACAGUAUGAUUUUAUUUUAGCUAAACCGGUUUAAUCUUUAAAAACUUUGCACGUGUAUGCUGUGUUUCAUAGUUGAUUUCGUUCAUAGUUCAUUAAUCAUUAUAUUAUAUUUCCGCAGA
This is a messenger RNA of Bolinopsis microptera, 2726 nucleotides long. Its product is annotated as UDP-N-acetylhexosamine pyrophosphorylase-like protein 1. Lineage: Eukaryota; Metazoa; Ctenophora; Tentaculata; Lobata; Bolinopsidae. The transcript has a single exon. The record is from RefSeq and is a predicted model, not a curated record. The coding region runs from base 26 to 1519 and encodes 497 amino acids. Gene Ontology annotation, biological process: UDP-N-acetylglucosamine biosynthetic process. Gene Ontology annotation, molecular function: UDP-N-acetylglucosamine diphosphorylase activity.